AUGUUCCUUGAAAACAGAUCGGGCGCAGAUCGUGGGGCGAAUGUUCCACCCCAUUGCUACUUUGAGCGUGAGUUGUCAAGUCAGUAUCAAACAAUCAUCGAAGAGAAGGCAGCCCAAGUGCGACAGAAGUACUUCUAUUUGGAAAAUUAUAAAAAGAUAGGCUGGGUGCAGCCGACCACCUGGAAAGAGGACAGCUCCACGACUACUGAUCGGAUCACGAACAAGCUCAUGCGUGGCGCCAAUCUAGUUUGA
Penicillium maclennaniae is the source of this 252-nucleotide messenger RNA. RefSeq lists its product as uncharacterized. The transcript has a single exon. Bases 1 to 252 code for a protein of 83 amino acids. The record is from RefSeq and is a predicted model, not a curated record. Lineage: Eukaryota; Fungi; Ascomycota; Eurotiomycetes; Eurotiales; Aspergillaceae.